CUUCUCCUCUCUCUUUAAUAUUUAUUUUUCCUCUCUAUUCAAUGCCCUCUCUCUCACAUCGGCUAUCUUCGUCUCUCUACCGAUUCCCCUCAAAGCUUUGACUCGUUGCGCGCUCAGUUACUUUGCUCUAUGUACAUAAUAUACCAAAGGCUCAUACCGUCGAUCAUAGAGCUCCGGUUCUCAUAUGCACAACACGGACUUUUAUUUCUUCUUACAACCUCACUCGUUGUGCAUAUACCGACUUGACGGUUACUUCGAUUCCAGGAGUCACUGGUACCAAGUGCAUUCGAAGGGCUUGUGACAAUUUUUUGGAUUUUUCUUUUCAGUGGGUGCUUUUAUUUUUAAUCUUGGAAUGAAGGAGAUACUAGGACAACGGGAUGAGCAAUCCAUGAAGAAACUCCGGACCGGGGGAUACGAUGCCCUGGGGUACGUGGAUCGUCAGCUGACGGAUGAGCCUGAGGGGAAUAACGAGACGAGUGUUUUAGCUGUAAGUCUCGUAAGAACGAUAAAAACCGAGAGUGAACAUGAGCAAGUGAGCAAUUCCUGUUUGAGACAACAACAGGAGCAUGAGCUUGACUAUGGUGACGAUGGCGGGGAUAGUGUGGGCGUGCUGGAGGCGGUCCGACCGGAAAUUGAAAAUGGCGCCCUUGUCGAACCGACUGCACCCGAACCCGUUGCUAUUUCACUCGUUAUACCCGAACACCAACACACUACCACCACUGGAUAUACCUUGCAUCAAUUGGGAUAUCAUUCUUCACAUCACAUCAUUCACGAGAGGGAUUAUCUCCAGCAAUCAUCCCCAGUGUACGAAGGCGUUGACAACCCCCAGGAAGAGGAGGAGCAGAGUCAGCAGCAGGUCGUCUCCCUCCACCAGAAUCAUCAUGAUCUUCAUCAUUACACAGAGCUCGGUGGGGCUGGUACGGAGGUAGCUGUUCCCGAGGGUGGGGAUAACAAGCACAGAGGGUCCGAGGCAACACUACCGUCUGAGGGAAAUCGAGUUACCAGUCACAUGCCACCCACCACAAUGCUACGGUACAGUAUCGAGCAACUCUCACCAUCAUCGAGCCAGAGUCAAUCUCACAUUGACCAGCAUCACUCGCAGUUACAUCGCCACAACGAGGAGCACAAUCACAUUGACAGUGACGAAAGACUGAGUGCUAUUGCAGCGGCCAUGAGGAAUCCCAAGAUAGGUGAUUUUUCACUUGGUGUUUUGUUUCCAAAUUUUGCAAGUGGCACUGGAGGUGCGAGUGACAGUGGACAUCAUCACAUGGACGACGUAUUGCCAGAGGACGCUUACGUCCAGAUGAGAACUGGUGAUGUUUCACCGCCAGUCAGAACUGGUAGCUCACCAGGAUCCAGCAGAAGUCCUCAUGAUGAUCAGGGAAUCAAUUCGCCACAUCGACACGAAGGGGGAUACAGCCCCAGUGAUCAGGGGAGACUCCAGAAUUUUACACAUCUCACUGCUAUGCAACCACCACCCUCCAAUGUCCAGGGGGGACACAUACUCGAGGCAAGUGACAGGGUAUCCGAUCAAAUCUACAUCGAUGCCAUGUAUCACUCCUCUGGAACACCUCAUCAUCAUCAUCAGGAUCACGAGCAGAACUCCAAUCCACAUUCACCCAGUGGCUCAUUAAGUUCAACAUUGUAUCGCACGAUGAACACAGUGGCUACGAUGGGCGGUGGAACCGGGGGAACUGGAAACUAUACCCUUCCUUACAUGAGUGCAACAUCCGCGGAACUCGCGGGGUCACCACAACUCUGGGGCAGUUCAGGUUUGGGCAGUACCCUAUCGGCCCUUCCAGAGGAGUACGGAAGUAAAUCGACGCCAACAGCGACACACCAGACUCUUCCGGCAUUUUCUCAGCCCUUUGGCAGUCGUCCCAGCUUCCGGGGCUACUCCUCAUACUCUUCUCCACAGCCAACUGGAGUCACCGGCACCACAACAGCCACCGAUGCCUCAUGGCCCUAUCCUUCACCCGGCAAUGAUGCUCUCACAGGGUCUUACGGGAGCGUCGCGACGCCCGCGAGACGUCAGACGACAAACACAUCAAAUCCACAUCCACAACUCAGCGCAGCUGCCAGUCUCUCAGCCAUGAACAUCGAGGCGGAAUACUUUACGGAGGGUCGUGAAUGCGUGAACUGUGGGGCAAUAUCGACCCCACUUUGGCGACGAGAUGGCACAGGACAUUAUCUGUGCAAUGCUUGCGGCCUGUACCACAAGAUGAACGGAAUGAAUCGGCCCCUGGUCAAGCAACCACGGCGACUGUCGGCAUCGAGACGCGUUGGAUUGUCAUGCAGCAAUUGUCAGACAACUGUGACAUCUCUCUGGCGUAGAAAUACAUGUGGUGAACCAGUUUGCAAUGCCUGUGGACUCUAUUUCAAGCUACAUUCCGUCAACAGGCCGCUAUCCAUGAAGAAGGACAACAUUCAGACUCGCAAGAGAAAACCAAAGGGUGCAAUGAAGUCGUCCGAUACACCACUCUCAAAUAAUGGCCUCACUUGUGCUGUUACCAUCAAGAGAAAUAACAAUAACAACAAUUUGAAGUUGGAAACUGAUAACUAUGACUUGCGGAUGGCGCACUCGAACGUUUCGCAGCCGACGUACCCAAGUGCCUUGUACUCAGAAAAUUCGCAAGUGAGCAGAAUAGUGUCAGCAUCCUACCAAUCAAAUCCAAACAUGUAUUAUGACAUGUUGGCAAGUCAGCAGCACCAGGCGCAGCAGCAUCUCCUAGACUGUCACUCGCCAAAGAUCGAGUGUCCAUCACCUCCGAGAGGCUCCCCAGGAAUAAUCUCCGCAAAUCACUCUCCAAACCAUCACCUAACGUCCUCCCAUAUCGUUAACCUGGGCAACUCCUCGCCCAACAUCACCAACAAGCACAUGAUGGACAAUGGACACAUGGAGCGACCCACAGUCGUCUCGAUAUCUUCAUAAGGCAAUAUACACGGAGCUUAAUGCCAUUAUUAAGUUGUUUAUUAAAAUUGAAGGGUAAUUGAGGAGUUGUAAAUUGAGAUGAUCGUAGGUGAUUGUCGUUCAAGUGCCCCUGUACAUAAUUUUAUUUUUCAAUUGGAGCUCAUGACGAUGGCGCUGAUGAGUCCAGGAGCUUGAUGAUAUUCUUAAGGUUUUAUUUUCAUUUAAUUUUUAUUCAGUGAUUUAUCUUUCACUUAUCAACGUUUCUUCGCCAAAGAAAUGCACAACUACUGGUAGCACCGUACCGAAUUGACGUUUUUUUUCUUCUGUACAUAGCGCGUUUUUUUUUCUAAAUUUUUGGAUAUUUUUAAGAUUUAUGUAGGUAAAUGAUUGUUUUAAGGUGUGAGAUAUUAAAGAAAAGUUUCUGGAUCGAUCGGAUCAUUGGAGAAAUUGGUUCCUCGAGGCUGUAGGGAAUCUGUUUCUUCUUUAAAAUUGUUGAUAAAUCAUUGAUGAUUGUAAAAAUUAACACCAUGGCUUACUGUCGAUAUAUUGACAUGUAUCGUGGAAACAGUUAUUUUUUAAUAAAAUGGGAUAUUUGAAGAUA
This is a messenger RNA of Fopius arisanus, 3512 nucleotides long. Its product is annotated as box A-binding factor. Bases 353 to 2932 code for a protein of 859 amino acids. NCBI's taxonomy places the organism in Eukaryota, Metazoa, Arthropoda, Insecta, Hymenoptera, Braconidae. Gene Ontology annotation, biological process: negative regulation of transcription by RNA polymerase II; cell fate commitment; positive regulation of transcription by RNA polymerase II. The transcript is spliced from 8 exons. The record is from RefSeq and is a predicted model, not a curated record. Gene Ontology annotation, molecular function: zinc ion binding; RNA polymerase II cis-regulatory region sequence-specific DNA binding; DNA-binding transcription factor activity, RNA polymerase II-specific.